UUUUUUUUUUUUUUUUUUUUGUUCUUUUGAGUUAAAUAUCUCAGAGAGAAUCCACUAGAAUUCACAAUGCACAAAGCAACUGCGUACAGUAGGUUUCAAAGUGCGAAGGUGCUUUACUUGUGUGAUGUCAUAACGAUUGUGAAGGUGUGCAAUACAGAGACGGCAAGGUCAGUACACCUGAGAAAAGAUGAGUGACAUUUAGAAAUACCCCAUUAAAAUGCAUUGACGUAAAUAUUGACACCAAUUGUUGCUGAAAUUAAAACUAUCAUUUUUUUGUUUCGUUUUAGUUCUGUGUUCUUUUUUUCUUUCUGAAAACAAACACAACAUGCGGAAGCUUUUAGUUAAUACUUAAUGGAUUGUUUACAAGUAGAGUUAACAUGCUGUGAAAUACUUAUUGGAUUGUCUGCAAGUAGAGUUAACAUGCUGUGUGUAACUGUCAGUAACAUUUAAUUGUCAGCUAUCUUCUAUUUUAAAUUCACACACUAUUGCUGUAUAUGAACACAUAUUAUUAAUCUGAAUUUAUUUAUAAAGCAGUGUUAAUGUUGAAAUUGUAAUAGAAACGCUCUUUUGCUGUUUGUGUGACUUAGGUUUUCCUACAGAAUAGGCUGCAUUGCAAUUUGUGAGCCUGCAACCUGUCUACUGCAGAUUUGCUGAACUUGUCGCAAGAUGUAAAGGACUCUGCAUAGUAACUUUUUUAUCUCUGUUUUUCCUUUGGCAACAGAAGACGUUAUUGAAGCGCUGGUUUUCUGGGCAUACAGACACACACAUUAUCUAUCUGUCUGUGUGUGUGUGUGUGUGUGUGUGUGUUUUGUGUCUGUAUGUGAGCUUGCUUGACGCAAUGAAAGCAUGCCUGCCACAGGACUCCCCUGGGUCCUAAACCUUGUCACUACAGACGCAGAUUGCACAGAAAGUACUUGUCUGUUGCAGAAUCAGUUAAACAAGGAACAGUCCAUUUUUACACAAGUCAGCAACAUGUGACAAGUGAUCUAAUUGAUUUUGUCCAACCCCUACAGGUAUGCAGUGUGACAUGUGUUCUACAUUCUGAUGCGUUUGUUUUCAACGUAUUUGUUGAGCUAGGAAGAAAAUUUGGAAGGAAGCCCGGUGAAUGCCCAUGGCAGCUGCUACCUCAGACCAUCCAUCCAGUGUGAGCUAGAACUCAGAGCCAUUCUUUAGAGCAUGGCCUACAGGCAGAACCCCACAGAAGACUGGGGGAACCUGCCUCAUCACGUGGUGCUGCAGGUUUUCCAGCACCUGUCCCUGGUGGACCGCGCCCGGGCCUCCUCUGUGUGCCGGAGGUGGAACGAAGUCUUCCACAUCCCUGACCUCUGGAGGAGAUUCGAAUUUGAACUCAACCAGCCAGCCACUUCGUACCUGAAAUCCACUCACCCCGAGCUGAUCCAGCAGAUUAUAAAAAAGCACGCUCAACAUCUGCAGUACGUCAGCUUCAAGGUGGAUAGUUGCACAGAGUCUGCUGAGGCUGCCUGUGACAUUCUUUCACAGUUGGUAAACUGUACAAUCAAGACAUUGGGGCUGAUCUCAACAGCAAGGCCUAGCUUCAUGAAUGUUGCAAAAUCCCAUUUUGUCUCUGCUCUCACUGUGGUGUUUGUGAACUCGAAAUCACUCUCGUCCAUAAAGAUUGAUGACACUCCUGUAGAUGACCCGUCUCUAAAAGUGCUUGUUGCUAACAACAGCGAUACUCUUAAACUUCUCAAGAUGAGCAGCUGCCCUCAUGUUUCCCCUGCCGGGAUUCUGUGCGUGGCUGAUCAGUGUCAUGGUCUUCGGGAGCUUGCUUUGAAUUAUUACUUGCUGAGUGAUGAGCUGCUCUUGGCCCUGUCCACUGAGAAGCAUGUGCUCCUGGAACACCUGCGCAUUGAUGUUGUGAGCGAGAACCCUGAGCAGACCCAGUUCCACUCCAUCAAGAAGAGCAGCUGGGACGCUCUGGUGCAACACUCCCCCAAGGUCAGCAUCGUCAUGUACUUCUUCCUGUGCGAGGAGGAGUUCGACCCCUUCUUCCGCGAGGAAACCCCCGUGACGCACCUCUAUUUUGGGCGGGCUGUCAGCAAAGAGAUGCUUGGUCGCAUAGGACUGAACUGCCCCAGGUUGGUUGAGCUGGUAGUUUGUGCCAACGGCCUCCAGCCCUUGGACGAUGAGCUCAUCCGUAUUGCUGACCGCUGCAAGAAUCUGACAGCUAUCGGCCUCGGGGAGUGCGAGGUGACUUGCAGUGGCUUCGUUGAGUUUGUGAAGAGGUGUGGUGGACGGCUCAGCCAGCUGUCCAUAAUGGAGGAGGUGCUAAUUCCAGAUAGCAAGUACAGCGUGGAGCAGAUUCACUAUGAGGUCUCGAAACACCUGGGAAGGAUGUGGUUUCCAGACAUGAUGCCCACAUGGUAGACUCUUCAGACUGUACAUAACCACCCAACAGAGACAAUCUCCAAUUGGACAUUGCAUUAUUUGGAAGACACAUAAACACAUAAAAGACCUUUGAUUCUUUCCACUUUUUCUGACAAAAUUAUUUUGGAUUCAUCAACCAAGACUUAUUUUACUGGAAACAAAAUACUUUUUAGAUAGAUAGUGUAUAUAUAUAUAUAUAUAUAUAUAUAUAUAUAUAUAUAUAUAUAUAUAUAUAUAUAUAUAUAUAUAUAUAGGUUUUGUUCCAACUCCUUAGAAAUAUAAAGAAUGUCGGGCUCUUUAUGUGUUUCAUUUAUGAUUGUUUGUCUCAUUAAAAGGGCAAAUGGUAGAUAAAAUAUCAACUUGAUUAUAGGAAAGCUAAGGCCAGUUUUCUUGACAGGGUUUGACUUUUCUAUGGUUGAAAUGCUAAGUAUUGAAUUCAUAUGGUAUUUAAUAGGCGUCUUUGCUACUUCUACUUAUAUGACUUGGAAGCCUGUUUGAUAAAAUGUUGUAAUUCAGUAAAAAUGUUGCAUUAUAUAAAUUAGUGCUUAUAUUAUAUUAAAAAGCUAUGCUUUAUUUCUUGCAGCUGGUGAAAUAUGCAUAUUUUGAUAAUCAACCUGCGAAAAUAUUUCUGGUGUAUGGUCCGCUUUAUAUUAUGUGUAAGUUAAAGUUGUGAGACAACACGAGAUUUCCAAGGAAGUAGUUAAAGCAUUAAGUUGCUGAAAGGACACUCUGUCGCAGAAGAUCAAAAGCACAGAACUGUGAUGGCUUGUCUCCUCAACUGAUCAGCUUCAUUUAGCAUUCUUUAGCAUUCUCAAGGAUUGAACCGCUGUACAAAAUUGGCAUAGUUUUAGUCGUCCCUAAAAAGAAGUAUGUCUAUUCAUGAAUAGAUGUACCGUUUUCUACGUUUUGCAUCGGAAAGAUAAACUUUGUUUUAAUUGAGCUUUAAGACUAGUGCUUGUGCUGGUUCUUGUCUGUAAUUCACUCACAGUGUCUCUGGGCUGAGCUUAGUUUAAAUCUGUAUUUAAUAACGCACGUGUUUUGCUGCAGUACCAGAGCAUUGUUGCAAUGACCGAAAAUUAACUUUUUCAAUUUAUUGUAUUUGCAACCCUGCCCUGCCCUGUUUUCCCCAAAUCUUUUAUGUCAGGAGCACUGAAUCCUCUUUCCACAUGCAAAAGUACAUUACAUUUCUUUAACUUGUUCAUAAAUGAUGUGCCAAAGAACAAAGGGGAAUAAACUAAACGUCUCUCCAUUGAUAUGUUAGACAUGUACGAAAUGUAUUUUCUUUUUUUGGGCUGUUUUUCAAAAUCCUGUCAGCUAUGUAUUUUUUAUUCCACUAUGUGAUGGGGCAAGGACAUAUACAAGUAUCUUGGUCUCUAGUAGGAAUCCGGACUUUAAUCUGUGUUUAAAUCACCACGUUAUAAAGUUGCUGUGCAGCUCAAGUACAGCUGCAGAUCACUCUUACAUGUUCUUAAUUAUCAGUAUACAAUAUACAAAAAACCCAAAAGUCAAAUGCAGUUUUGAGAUUUACUCCAAAUGCAAUACAAUUUGAUGAUCAUUUAGACUUAUACAAACUUACUGGAUUUAUUUUUUUUAGUGACCAGGAGAAAUAUACAUAGAUUGCUUUUGGGUUAAAUUACUAAGUUUCUGCAAUGUGUGUUUGUUUUCUAAACGUCUUGUUAGACAUUGUUUAUCGGCUACUGGUUUUAUGAACAUGGCAAUGUCUUUGUAAUGUAGUUUGUUGUCUCUUGCCCAGGAAAAAAUAGAAUUAAAAAAUAAAGUUAAUAUUAAAGGUUUGAAACUGCAGGAUUUUAUUCCACAUGAAAGCAAAAUGCUGGGAAUAUAUUUUUCAAGUGAAGUUAUUGAUUGCCACAGAUUAUUUUUUUUUUCCCUGUUUUGGAAGUUGUAACAUUGUGUGAUUGUAUAUCUUUUACAUUUGGCUCAUUUUGAUACCUGGUGUCUUCUAUAAGCAUAGCAGUGCAUUGUAUUAAACAGAAGUAAAGACAA
Molecule: messenger RNA, 4392 nt
Organism: Acipenser ruthenus (sterlet)
Lineage: Eukaryota; Metazoa; Chordata; Actinopteri; Acipenseriformes; Acipenseridae
Product: F-box/LRR-repeat protein 3-like
Exons: 5
Coding region: 1177-2388 (403 amino acids)
Biological process (GO): SCF-dependent proteasomal ubiquitin-dependent protein catabolic process; G2/M transition of mitotic cell cycle; entrainment of circadian clock by photoperiod
Cellular component (GO): nucleus; SCF ubiquitin ligase complex; cytosol
Molecular function (GO): protein binding
Source: RefSeq, a predicted model, not a curated record